Messenger RNA from Artibeus jamaicensis (Jamaican fruit-eating bat), 2038 nucleotides. It is a transcript of the gene SFTPB, whose product is annotated as surfactant protein B. Gene Ontology annotation, cellular component: lysosome. Gene Ontology annotation, biological process: sphingolipid metabolic process. Lineage: Eukaryota; Metazoa; Chordata; Mammalia; Chiroptera; Phyllostomidae. The record is from RefSeq and is a predicted model, not a curated record. The transcript is spliced from 11 exons. Bases 124 to 1248 code for a protein of 374 amino acids.
GGCUCUCUGGGACAAAGGCAAACACUGAGUCACCAGUGCCCCCACACAGCCCUGUCCUCACAUCCUUGCCCGAAGCUAUAAGGGGCCUCACCUCAAGCAGACUGUCCAGGCUGUGGAGGAGCCAUGGCCAAGUCCCACCUGCUGCUGUGGCUGCUGCUACUGCCCACACUCGGUGGCCCAGGGGCUGAAGCUGUAGGGACCACCUCAUCCCAGGCCUGUGCCCAGGGCCCCGAGUUUUGGUGCCAAAGCCUGGAGCAAGCGUUGCAGUGCAGAGCACUGGGGCACUGCCUACAGGAGGUCUGGGGACAUGCGGGAGCGGACGACCUGUGCCAGGAAUGCAACGACAUCAUCAACAUUCUCACCAAGAUGACCAAGGAGACCAUUUUCCAGGACACGAUUCGGAAGUUUCUGGAUAAUGAGUGUGACGUCCUCCCCUCGAAGCUGUUGGUGCCCCGGUGCCGCCACAUGGUUGAUGUCUACUUCCCACUGGUCAUCGACUACUUGCAAAGCCAGAUCAACCCAAGGGCCAUCUGCGAGCACCUGGGCUUCUGUAAAUCCGGGCGUCCAGAGUCGGGGCUGGAGCUGGAGCUGUGGGACCCUCUGCUGAACAGGCUGGUCCUUCCGGUGCUGCCCAGGGCCCUCCGGGAGCAGCCCGGGCCUCAGACACAGGAUCUCUCUGUGCAGUGGUUCCCCAUCCCCCUCCCCUACUGCUGGCUCUGCAGGACUUUGCUCAAUCGGGUCCAAGCUGUGAUUCCCAAGGGUGUACUGGCCCCGGUUGUGGCUCAGGUGUGCCACGUGGUGCCCCUGGUGGCGGGCGGCAUCUGCCAGUGCCUUGCUGAGCGCUACACUGUCAUCCUAUUGGACGUACUGCUGGGCCGCAUGCUGCCCCAGCUGGUCUGCGGCCUCGUCCUCCGGUGCUCCUUGGAGAGUGGCCCUGGCCCAGGCCUCACAGCUCUGCAGUCCCUGUGGGAAGAAUGGAUACCGGAAGACUCCAAGUGCCAGCUCUGCGUGUCCGUGACCACCCAGGCAGGGAACAGCAGCGAGCAGGCCAUGCCACAGGCGAUGCGCCAAGCUUGCCUCAGCUUCCAGCAGGACAGGCAAAAGUGUGAGCAGUUUGUGGAGCGACACUCCGUGCAGCUGCAGAGCCUGACGGCCAGGGGCCAGGAUGCCCGCACCACCUGCCAGGCCCUGGGAGCAUGCGCAGCCACUCUCAGUCCUCUCCAGUGCGUCCAGGAGCCCGACUUCUGAGGGAAACUCAGAGCCCUGCCAGGUCCGCAGCAGAUACGAUGCUGAAGGGGAAGCCAAGCAAGGUCGGGCGAGGCCCUCUGCAGGACUCCAGAGCUCUCCCACGGGACAAGGCUCCUCCUCAGGCUCCCUGCCCCCACUGAGAAGAAGCCUCCGCUCCCACACUCACAUCCUUUUCUAAAAAGGGCUGUAAGGCCCUGACUGGUGUGGCUCAGUGGGUUGGGCAUCAUCCCGCAAUCCGAAAGACUGCUAAUCACUGGUUCGAUUCCCAGUGUGGGCACUUGCCUGGGUUGCAGGCCAGGUCCCUGGUUGCAGGCAUGAGAGCAGCAUCAAUUAAUGUUUCUCUUCCUUUCUCCCUCCCUUCCCCUCUAAAAAUAAAUAAAUAACACCUUUUAAAAAAUCUGGACCUUAAGCUGGUGGACCUCGAGCCUGCAACUUGUGCCCUCAGUCCUGUGUCAGUCUUGUCCAUCCUGUCCAUCCCAUCUGUAACUGCAGCCCCAAACCGGAGCCACCUGCAUCCUCUCUGGGGGUGAGGCAUGGCCACGGAGCAUCUUCUGCAGGCCCUCGGUGAGGAGCUCCAGCCCAGCCCCGCCUCCCCUCCCACGGGGGCCAGCCAGUCCCCGUGGGCCCCCCAGCAUCCUCCGCCAGCUCCGAGAGGAGAGGGAGAGAGGGACAGGGGCCGGGCCCUGCCUCACCCCACCUCCGCCUAUGCAAGACACUAGCUUUUAUGAAUACUGUACUAGCACUUCUGCAAAAUUUCAAAAUUUAGAAGAAUAAAAAAUGAGAACAUAAA